AUGGCUGGUCCGACUACACCCAGUGCCGAAGGUCCCACGUUUGCCCCGCCACACCUCCCCGCAGGCUGGAUCGCGCAGUGGGAUGGCUCGAGCAAGAAGUAUUACUAUGUCCAGCUCGCUACCGGCGUCUCCCAAUGGGAUACGCCCACCCAGGCCGUCCAGACGGGAAACACCCCAGCCCAUAACACAGAUCAUCCCUUUGGGACGCCUGGGGCCGCCUCGUCGUCUGCUCCGUUAUCGCAGCAUCAGCUCCUUCCCGGCCAGGAGCUCAUCACCCACCCCGACGGAUCGCAGACCGUUCGACACCCCGACGGCACAAUGGAACCUAUCUUGCCCGAGAAUAUGAGGGGUGUUGCUGACGGUCCCAAUGGGGACAGAGGUCUGGGUAACAUGGCCAUGAAUGCCCUCCUCAGCAACAGCUCCGGCAAACACAGCAACAGCAACAGCAACAGCAGCAGCAAUCCCCUCGGUGCCCUGGCCGGUCAGCUCCUCGGUGGCAGCUCCUCCUCCUCCCACGGCAAGACGUCGACCUCUUCCACCGGAAAGAUCGUCGGACAGCUCGCCUCCAGCUUCCUCUCCAGCGCCAACCACAGCAGCAGCAAGCCGGAGCAGCCGCAGAACUACCACGGCGGACACAGCUCCUCGUCGGCGCAGCAGGGUGGUCUGGCUGGCUCUGUCAUGGGAGGUGUCGCCAGCAUAUUCGGUGGUGACUACGGAUACUCCAACUCGGGGUCCAACGGCGGCUACUCUGGCCAAGCACCCACGUACCACGCCGCCGUCGGCGGUUCCUCGUCCCACCACGCGUCCAGCUCCAUGCCCCCGCCAUCUUCAUCCUCGACCGCCUCCAACCCCCACCACGCAUACCCGUCCAGCGACGUGGCGUCGCCAACCUCGUCGCACCACUAUACGCCAUCGUCGGGCCCCGGUGCCCCGUCACCGUACGGCCACUACUCGUCGCACAGCCCGCAGCACGCCCCGCCUCCCCAGCACGCGGGGUACCCGCAGCAUCACCAGCCGCAGCAGCCCUCCUACGGCGCCGGUGCUUCUCACCACCAGCAGUAUGCGCCUCCCCCCGGCCCCCCUCCUGGCCCGCCUCCCCCCGGCACGUACGGCGGUGCACCCUCUCCCUACGGUGGCGGCGGCGGCGGCUUCCUGGGUCAGGGCCAGGGCCAAGGCCAGCACGGCCACGGCCACGGCCACGGCCACGGUAGUUCGUACGAGUACGUUGGCGGGGCAGGACAUGUGCCGUACGGUCAGCAGCAGCCGCAUGGGUAUGGGGCGCCGUACUGA
Molecule: messenger RNA, 1290 nt
Organism: Geosmithia morbida
Lineage: Eukaryota; Fungi; Ascomycota; Sordariomycetes; Hypocreales; Bionectriaceae
Product: WW protein
Exons: 3
Coding region: 1-1290 (429 amino acids)
Molecular function (GO): protein binding
Source: RefSeq, a predicted model, not a curated record